This is a messenger RNA of Pelobates cultripes (western spadefoot toad), 23621 nucleotides long. Lineage: Eukaryota; Metazoa; Chordata; Amphibia; Anura; Pelobatidae. The record is from the annotation of a GenBank genome assembly.
AUGGGGCAGCAGAAAGGAGUGAAAGGUGAGUUUAAUUCUCAAACCUCUACUUGGAACAUAUAGAUCUAUAUAUAGGGUACAUUACUUGUUGCUUUUUGUAAUUUUUUUAGGUAUUAAAUAUCUGUCUAUAAGCAUAUAGACAAUAUUUAAAAAUAUAAACAUAUUUUUACCUCUUUGUUCAACCUUUCCCAGGCCCAUGGCACAAAGAAACAAAAAUAUGUCAAAAUAUACACUGUGAUCAGUAUAUCCAGUGAACAAUGGAGCAAUUACCUAUUUGCCCUGUGAAAAGGGUUUACCUGUUGGUUCUGUUUGCUGCUAAUUUUUUUUUUCUUAUUACCCCUCCUCAUUUUAAGCCAUUGCUAAACUAUCAUUUAAUACAUAUAUGUAUUAAUACAUGACAGCUGUAUUCCUAACACUAUAGUGCGCUUUGGUCCCCCUCCCUUGGCACAAAAACGGUUAAAAAAACUUUUAUUCACUUACUCGAUUUCUGAUGUCCCUCGAAACUGGGUUGCGCUCUGCCUCUUCUGAUGUCAUCCGAUGGCGGGAUCGAAUGCGUAUGCGCGGGGAGUGCUGUGUGCGCAUGAGGUCUUCAAUGCUUUCAUAUGGGGUUUUCUUUGACACUGGAUGUCCUCAUGCAAAGUGUGAGGGUGUCUAGCAUCAUUUCACGAAGUCAAACGUCAUGAAAUGCCUCUAGUGGCUGUCAUGUUGUUACCUUGGUCAAACCAUUCUAAAACCAUUUGACAAAGAACUGGGAGAUGGCACCCAAAGCCUACUGGCACUAUAACCACUGCAGCAGAUCAAAUUGUUAUGGUGCCUAGAGCGCACCUUUAAAUAAGAGUAACCUUAACUUUGGUUAACUCUUUGGUUAGCAAACUAAAUAAUAACAUAACUUUGAAAGUGUGUUGUUAAUUCAGUGUCUUUUAUUGCCAAGUUACUUGUAUGUACAAUUUGCAUGUUUUAUUUGUGUGUAUUUCAAAUGUAUAAUUAAGAAUAUUAUAAUAUUGCCAAUCUCCUUCUGUGCUAACAGGGAGCCCUGCCCUGAAUUAAUAUUGCCAUAUCAUCAAGUAUAUUGUAAAGGAUGUUCCCACCACAUUUGGCACUGUAAGUAUGCUCUUCCAGUGGUUUGGAACCACAGUCAAUCACCUCCUCAUUUCCUUCACAUGUUAUCAGUUACUGUAAUUAUACCAUUAACUCCCCAUCACAUACAAAUUCAUCUGCUAUCUCUUGACUCAAUUCCCCAUUGUAACCUUUAGAUUGUAAGCUCACGGGCAGGGUUCUCUACCUGUUGUAUCAAUCUGUUCUUAUUGUGUUGUCUUUUUCCCAAUUGUACAGCGCUGCGGAAUUUGGCGCUCUAUAAGUGUUACUUAGUGACCAAAGGGAAUAAUAAAUUCUAUAAACCCUCUUCUACACCCCCAAAACUUAUCAUCAAAUCACAUUAUGUUUUACUAUUUUUAGAGCCUCUUUCCAUGGGCCAAAGAAACAGACUCACAGGCAAUCAGGAUAGUCAGUAUUAUCCUCCUCAUUGCGCAGCAGUACUGGGGUAGGGUAGAGUAUACAUUUUCAGGUUUCACCGGCUGGCACCGACGGGUUGUCCCUUGUUUAGCAUCAAAUAUGUUUCAACAUUUCUUUUCAUUUUGUUUUUAAAGUGUGCUUCACAGGGAGCAGGUACUGUUGGUUUGCUAUGAUUCAUUUGUAAGCUAGAUUUACUUUACCAGUCCUAGCAUUUGAUUCUGUCUAACUGACAAAGCUGAGUUUAUUGAAUCCUUGUGACAGAACCAUCUGUCUGCUUGUAUUUUAGUUGCAUUCGUCUGUUUGUCUCCCGUUCGUAUGAAUGGCUGGUUUCUAUAGCCCAGCCAUUCGAAUGACUCUUUUUCCCGAACAAACCUGCCGAACGGACGGCCACCCAGGAGAGAAGUGUGCUGCUGGUUAACCUAUUGAUCCCAAUUAGAACGUUGUGGUUAACCGCAGACACUUCUCAAUUAAACCGAAUUCAGGGUGGUCGUCGUUCGUAUGUCGACCACGAGGCAGCGGCCAUUUUAAACCACGCGAAAGCCCAGCGGUGUUUGGCUCUAUUUCUAUGGAACUAAAAACGGACACUUUUUCUGCCGAACACCGCUGAAACAACGGAACGCCUGGCUGUCUCCACGAAAGCAUACGAAUACCGGCCGUUCGGGAGGUUUGGAGCAUACGAAAAGACUUAACCCAGAUAGCCUUCCCAUGGAGUCAUUCGUAUACCGAAAGACUGUAAGAACUUUGACUCCAUGGCGAUUGAACUAUGUGUGUGGGAUCUGAGCGCUAUUCGCUAAUAAUAUGCACUCAGAUCCAGGCUAUCUGGGGAUAUGUGAUACGAAUGGGAAAUGUUCGGUUAUUUUAAAGUUAUGCAUUUUUAUGUCUUUUAUGAUUUUAUAUUUAAGAUGGCGACUGGCUUUGUCCUGGAGAUAAUUGAGUUACUUGGUAAUUAUAUCCAGGGCAGAGGGGAGGGAAUCAUAAUGCACUGUGGGUAGAAUCUGUGACUGUGUGUCUGGAAUGUCCCCAUAUCUGUCUGUCAUUUAAGUCUCCCAUUUGGUCCCCUAGGGGAGUGUCCACCAAGUGGGUGACCUGCAUAAAUACAGGCAGGUAGCCCACAGUAAAGCCAGAUCCUGUUUGACCCUCAAUGCCGAGCUUCUGUCUCGUUAUUGGGGGGAUUUCUUCUUCACGUUUAGAGACUGCUGGAUGGAAACAAAAGCCGCUUGGUGGAUAUUGUUGUUCGGCGGCUAGCAGCAGUUCGUGUAUUGCCGUUCGGGAGUUUGGAGCCGUUCACAGAUCCCGGUCGGGAGAUUGCCGCUUCCCCUGCAUUUGGUUCGUGUACUACAGGUUAGGCGAACGGAGUUACUGUUACUGCAGACGGGGAAGGUCUACUAACCGGCGGUUUUGCCUAAAGACACUGGAGGUGUCGUAACAAUUGGUGGCAAGCGACGGGAUGAAUCCCACAGCAUUGGAGGUCAGCUACAAGACAUCAAGUAUGAGGAAUUAAGGCGUGCUACACUUAAGGACAUAUUGGAACGCCGAGGAAGGUCAGCAAGCAAUUUAAAAAAGAGAGAAAUUAUUGCUUUACUACUGGAGAUGGAUGCAGCACCGGGAAUGGAGAGAGUCAAUGUGCCCAGUACCUUGGAUUUAACACCCGAGGAAUUACAAUUUAACCAGGCAGUGCAAAUAAGGCUGGCACAUUUUGGCCCCAACCCCUCAGCUGACAUCGUGGAGCGUGUGCAGGCAGCAGUAACAGCACACCAGGCGCUCCGGGAAAGAGGAGCUGCAGCAGCAGAGGUACCCAACAAUAAUAAUGUUUUUGCUAGAAAGAAGGUACCCUUUGCUGCAUUUAAAAACUUUGUGGAAACCGAGGGAGAGAUUGAUGGGUUCCUGGCGGACUUCGAGAGGCAGUGUGCUCUACACCAGGUACCCGCAGAUGAAUGGGUCACCAUCCUCUCUGGGAAGUUAUCCAGCCAGCUAGUGAAGCGUUUCGGGCCAUCCCAGAGAAGGAGAUCACCAGCUACCGGGCUGUGAAGGAUGCACUCCUAGCCAGGUAUGCAGUGACCCCAGAAGCGUACAGGCGGAGAUUUAGAGAAACCAAUAAGCUGGUUGGGGACUCUUAUGUGGAGUGGGCCUGCAGAGUUCAUCGUACCGCAGCCCACUGGAUGGCAGGAUGCCAAGCGGUAACUGGGGAGGAAGUGCUACAAGUGUUCCUGCUGGAGCACUGCUUUGAUAGACUACCUGCUGGGGUCCGGGAGUGGGUCAGAGAUAGAAAACCCUCUACCCUACCCGAGGCUGCUCAUCUGGCAGACGAAUACACGGAUGCCCGCAAGUUGGAUGGUACAGCUGCCGAAAGCCCCUGCCAGACUGGAGUAUCGACCAGCAGUAACACCCGCUCCUUCAGCCUACCAACCCCCAGUACACCGUACCCCAGCCGCACCGCCAGCUAACAAUUAUGUGCAGCCAUCCCGAUUUAAUGCCUGGGAUUAUUCCCAACCCAUCCGGUGCUUUGGGUGCAAACAGUUGGGGCACAAGCGUCCCGAGUGCCCACUGAACAGUGCCAACCAAGCCCAGUCCUGGAGAAGACCAGCCAAUGGGAACCAGCGGCCACCUCAGCCUGCUGCUCACUGCAUAGAGCAGGAGGAGUUCUGGGGCAUCCUACACGAGGCCGACCCAGUGCAAGCAGCUCACCAGGAUAAUCGCCAGCAACAUCGGCAAACCGUGAAGCUGAAUGGCAGAGUGGUAAAUGGGCUGAGAGACACAGGAGCCACGAUGACACUGCUCCAAAAGAACUUGGUCUCGGAGCAUCAGCACACUGGGGACACUGUGGCAGUAAGGGUAGCAGGGGGUGCCGUGUUUCGCUUACCUGUUGCCCGGGUACAUUUGGAUUGGGGAGUGGGCGCUAGACAUGUGGAUGUGGGGGUGAUGAAAGACUUGCCCGCAGAUGUUCUUCUGGGAAACGAUUUGGCCCCUUUGGUUUCAGCCUAUGCUCCGAUGGGCCCUGCGGAUGUGAACCCAGUGACCACCCGUGCCCAGACCCGUGCUGCCGGAACCGGCCCACCUGCUGAUGAGACCCAGGUAAGAUCUCCUUCCCAGACUGGUACCCCAGAUCAGGUCCUCUUAAGCUGGGAUUCCCCCGAGGAGUUUGGGAGGGAAACCCGGGCAGAUCCGAGCCUCCAAAAGUACAGAGACAGGGCAGAUGCUGGAGAGGAAGGAAUAGAUGGGGAACGGUAUGAGUGGGUGGGGGACAGGUUAUAUAGGAUCCCUAAGCCUUCCCAGAAGAGUGUUGCCCCUCCGCCGAAUCGCCAGUUAGUGGUACCUGCAAAGUACCGGCAGGAGAUUCUGCGGAUAGGGCAUGAUGUUCCGUUAGCUGGACAUCUAGGGUCCCGCCGCACAGCCUAUAGGAUCUUGCAGAAUUUAUUUUGGCCAAACUUUAACCAGGCUGUGCGGAUGUAUUGCAGGACGUGCGACACAUGUCAACGGGUAGGAAAGCAGGGGGACCACCCUAAGGCUAGGCUAUUAUCGAUGCCUAUUAUAGGGGAGCCCUUUGCCCGCAUAGCCGUUGACAUUGUGGGUCCACUGGCCAGGGCUAGUCCAUCAGGUAAGAAAUACGUUCUUACCGUGGUGGACUAUGCCACUCGCUAUCCAGAGGCAGUAGCGCUGUCUAAUAUAGAGGCAGAGACGGUUGCUGAUGCCCUGGUUAGAAUUUUUACUAGGGUCGGGUUUCCUAAGGAGAUUCUCUCCGACCAGGGAACCCAAUUCACCGCUGUGCUCACCCAGCAGCUGUGGAAGGUGUGUGGCAUUAAGCCGUUACUUAGCUCACCCUACCACCCACAGACUAACGGUCUCUGCGAGCGCUUUAACGGUACCCUCAAACAGAUGCUGAGGACCUUUACAGACACUUGCAGAGACUGGGAGAGAUUCCUGCCUCAUCUAUUAUUUUCUUAUAGAGAGGUGCCCCAGGAAUCUACUGGGUUCUCCCCCUUUGAGCUGCUGUAUGGGAGAAGGGUCCGCGGACCCCUAGAUCUCAUUAGAGGCCACUGGGAGGGGGAGACGGAGCAAGAGGGGACCCCCAUAGUGCCAUAUGUUCUGGAACUCCGGGACCGCAUGGAGAAACUGUCCCUGAUGGUAAGGGAGAAUCUCCAGGCGGCCCAGGGGAGACAGAAGAGAUGGUACGAUCAGGGUGCCCGACAGCGGGUCUUCCAGGUUGGGCAAAAGGUAUUGGUGCUCAAACCUGUGAAGGCCAACAAGAUGCAAGCAUCUUGGCAGGGCCUGUACAAGGUAGUGGCGCAGAUCUGCGACACUACUUACUUGAUAGCCAGCUGUGCAGAUGAAAGGAUCCAGCGAUCCUUUCAUGUGAACAUGCUGAAAGAGUACCAGGAGAGACCUGAGAAUAUUGCAGCAGUAUGUGCCCCAGCUGCAGAUGAUUCUGAGAAUUUACCCCUUCCAGAUCUAUUAGAAAGGGAUUCCCAGACUGACCUUACUACCCUUGUACAGCUAGGGGACCGGUUGAACCCCACAGAAAGGGUACAGGCGCAGCAAUUGUUGUGGGAGAAGCAGGCGACGUUCUCCCAGGAACCAGGUUAUACCACCCUAGCUGUGCAUAAGGUAGAGACCCCUGGACAGACCCCCUUACGACAGCCCCCCUAUCGUAUCCCUGAAGCAGUCCGUGAAGGAAUGCGGAAGGAGAUACAGGAGAUGACUCAGCUUGGGGUCAUCGAGCACUCCGACAGCCCUUGGGCCUCGCCUGUAGUCCUGGUGCCCAAGAAAGAUGGGACCACCCGGUUCUGUGUGGACUACAGGCGACUCAACGAGCGGACCACCACUGACGCCUACCCAAUGCCCCGGGUAGACGAAUUACUGGAUCGUAUUGCCAGGGGGCGAUAUCUGACCACCAUAGACCUAUGUAAGGGCUACUGGCAGAUCCCCCUGGCUGAGGAUGCUAUCCCCAAGUCGGCAUUUGUCACCCCAUUUGGCCUGUACCAAUUUAAGGUCAUGCCUUUUGGGAUGAAAAAUGCACCGGCUACCUUCCAACGGAUGGUGGAUAGACUCCUGGAUGGCUUCCAAGAAUUUGCCUGUGCAUACUUGGACGACAUUGCGAUUUACAGUGGGUCCUGGGAGGAACACCUGGUACAUGUAGGGGUAGUGCUGGAUAAAAUUUGGGCCGCUGGCCUGACAUUGAAGCCAGAGAAGUGCCAUCUAGGUAUGGCUGAAGUACAAUACCUGGGUCACAGAGUGGGGUGUGGGAACCAGAGACCAGAGCCAGCCAAGGUAGAGGCAGUGGCUAACUGGCCCACACCUACCACUAAGACCCAGGUAUUGGCCUUCUUGGGGACGGCAGGGUACUACAGACAUUUUGUCCCUGACUACAGCACUAUUGCUAAGCCCCUGACAGACCUGACCAAGAAGAACUUGCCUAAGCAGGUCCUGUGGUCUACGGCUUGUGAAGCUGCGUUCCAGGCACUGAAGCAGGUUCUUGUGAAUGCCCCUGUCUUGGCUGCCCCAGUCCCUAACAAAUGUUUUCUCGUCCAUACAGAUGCUUCCAUGUAUGGACUGGGGGCUGUGCUGAGCCAAGUCGGGGAAGAUGGAGGAGAGCACCCUGUCGCAUAUCUCAGCAGAAAGUUGUUACCCAGAGAAGUGAGUUAUGCGGCAGUGGAAAAGGAGUGCUUGGCCUUGGUCUGGGCAUUGAAAAAGUUAAGUCCCUAUUUGUAUGGGCAAGAGUUUUCCCUUGUGACUGAUCACAACCCACUCGUUUGGCUUAACCGGGUCUCAGGAGAUAAUGGGAGACUGCUGAGAUGGAGCUUGGCACUACAGCCCUACAAAUUUACCAUCAGCUACAGACCUGGUAAGCUGAACGGGAAUGCAGAUGGGUUAUCACGACAAACAGACGUUUCCACCACCUCUUAGUCCGGUCAUCCCCAAGUUGACCCGCCAUAGGGUCAAGCCGGGUCUGCCGGAGUGUCCCACAAGGAGGGAGCCGUGUGACAGAACCAUUUUAGUUGCAUUCCUCUGUUUGUCUCCCGUUCGUAUAAAUGGCUGGUUUCUAUAGCCCAGCCAUUCGAAUGACUCUUUUUCCCGAACAAACCUGCCGAACGGACGGCCACCCAGGAGAGAAGUGUGCUGCUGGUUAACCUAUUGAUCCCAAUUAGAACGUUGUGGUUAACCGCAGACACUUCUCAAUUAAACCGAAUUCAGGGUGGUCGUCGUUCGUAUGUCGACCACGAGGCAGCGGCCAUUUUAAACCACGCGAAAGCCCAGCGGUGUUUGGCUCUAUUUCUAUGGAACUAAAAACGGACACUUUUUCUGCCGAACACCGCUGAAACAACGGAACGCCUGGCUGUCUCCACGAAAGCAUACGAAUACCGGCCGUUCGGGAGGUUUGGAGCAUACGAAAAGACUUAACCCAGAUAGCCUUCCCAUGGAGUCAUUCGUAUACCGAAAGACUGUAAGAACUUUGACUCCAUGGCGAUUGAACUAUGUGUGUGGGAUCUGAGCGCUAUUCGCUAAUAAUAUGCACUCAGAUCCAGGCUAUCUGGGGAUAUGUGAUACGAAUGGGAAAUGUUCGGUUAUUUUAAAGUUAUGCAUUUUUAUGUCUUUUAUGAUUUUAUAUUUAAGAUGGCGACUGGCUUUGUCCUGGAGAUAAUUGAGUUACUUGGUAAUUAUCUCCAGGGCAGAGGGGAGGGAAUCAUAAUGCACUGUGGGUAGAAUCUGUGACUGUGUGUCUGGAAUGUCCCCAUAUCUGUCUGUCAUUUAAGUCUCCCAUUUGGUCCCCUAGGGGAGUGUCCACCAAGUGGGAGACCUGCAUAAAUACGGGCAGGUAGCCCACAGUAAAGCCAGAUCCUGUUUGACCCUCAAUGCGGAGCUUCUGUCUCGUUAUUGGGGGGAUUUCUUCUUCACGUUUAGAGACUGCUGGAUGGAAACGAAAGCCGCUUGGUGGAUAUUGUUGUUCGGCGGCUAGCAGCAGUUCGUGUAUUGCCGUUCGGGAGUUUGGAGCCGUUCACGGAUCCCGGUCGGGAGAUUGCCGCUUCCCCUGCAUUUGGUUCGUGUACUACAGGUUAGGCGAACGGAGUUACUGUUACUGCAGACGGGGAAGGUCUACUAAACGGCGGUUUUGCCUAAAGACACUGGAGGUGUCGUAACAAUCCUGUUGCUCCAUUCUUUGUGAUUGUCGCUUCUUCCCCCACCCAGAUCCUAUUUAAUAUACAGGGCUUGGGGAUGGUGGAUUGAUGUCCUACAAACCAGAUCCUGAAGACCAUUUCCUGGCACAUUGGCUUCAAUCUUUGCUCCGUCUGUUAGAGGGAUGACCAGGGGCAGAAACUCUAGCCCCAAUCGGACAUUAUAAUCUCAGCUGUUGUGCAGAUAUGUUCUGUUAAAUAAGUCAAUACAUUAGAUGGAAAACAGGAAUUGAGAUCUGCUAAAGGACAAAAAGGACUGUUUUCUGUUAUUUCUAAUCCACAAAAUAUUUCAAAUUGAAGAGCUGGAGUCUGAUGACAGUAAGUAAUCACACUUAUAUCAUGUGUUGCAAACCAAUUUGUUGCCAUGGACACUGGUAUAACAGUGAGGUAUAAUCAUGAGCCUCCAGACUGUUCUUAUAAUAACCAUCAGGUUGCUGGAGAAAGUUGAAUAAUCUCAAAGAAGGAAACUUGUCUCAGUUCUGUUUUCCCUGGUGUUUGGUCUGAAAAGACUCAAUGUAGAUGAUCCAUGUGAUCCAUGCCGGUGUAGACACGAUAGCAGGAUGAACUAUCUGCAUGCUUCAGCACAUUGUAUACUUUGCAUGAGGAAUGCUGGGUGGCAUUUAUAGUUUCCGAGUGACUGCUGAGGUUGUACUGUUGCAGAAUUCUGUGAUGUCGUUGCCAGCCCGUACAGUCUCUGAGUUCCAUCUGGUUGCCAGCUAAAGCUUCUUAGGCAGAUUCAAAUAUUUCUGCUAUCCAUUCAGCAUUUGAAAAGAAAAUGUCUUCAGCCCAGGGGCUAAUAAACAACUUCUAUGGGCAAUCAAGACAAUUAAUAUUAUUCUCUUUAUUGGACAGCAGUACUAGGGUAGGGAAUAUCCAUUAAGUAAAUGGGUGGCUGGCAAGGGUGGUUGCAUGGUUACCACAGGUAGUUGCAUGGUUUCCACUAGCAUACGCUAGUUGAUGGUUACAGCCUCAUACCACCAUUCCUCUGAUGAUUAAAAUGAGCGUAAACUGCGUUGGGAUGUCUGUUGGCACAUUGCUGCAAGAGUAAGGCAGCUUGCAGGAAUUGUGUCAGACUUUUUGUAGCCCAGCACCAUGUGGGAUUGUGCUUGGGCUAGUGCCUGGACUAGGAUAGGAUAUUUUCUGGGAGACUGUAGUAUCUGUUGGCGACCUUGCUCCCAGACUUUGAAGAUGUAAUGUGCAGAUUUGAAUGGAGUUUGCAAGUGACUUUAAGUUGAGAAGAGAUUGCAUCUUGGUAUAUGUGUUAGGAUAACAGUAGAUGUCCACAUUGUAAAUAUUAUAUGGUCAGGUAUUGAAGCGCAGGGCUUAGCACAUGCCUGUUGAACUCGUUUCACGCCAAUUGUUUAAGAUCAUGAAAUACAGUGGAAAAAGAAAGGGAUCUGUUUGAUUGGUCAUUUCACUUUGUUCUUGUUUUGGAUCCGCCAUAUAGAACUUUGUGUCUUCUCUCUGAUAUAACUGUAGGGCGUGAAGAUGUUCCAAUAGUUUUACUUGCAUCUAAGGAUACUGUAACUUGUUAACCUAAUCAACAUUCCCCCCAAACACUACUUUUCCCACACCUUUUUAUAGAUCUUUGAGCAUUUCUUUACUAAGGUGAGUCCUCCUCAAGGCCCUCAUGUCAUGUCAGUUUUUGGCAAACCAUUACUUCCCCUUACCUUCAUCAACAUUGGUCAUUGGCCCUGCUCACAUAUAACAUGCAUACUCAGCUUUCCCCAGCACACCUUAUUAUUAUGAAGCACACUUUACGAAUACAUGUGAGAAAAAUAAGUACGGUGAAUGGAAUUUUAGUGGCAUUCCUUCUCAGUUCUUUUCUUCUGCCAAACAUUUUUUUAGAAGAAAAAGAUGUCUAUCUUUUAUUUCCUUAUUUUUUUGCAGGAAAGCAUUGGGUCGUUUGCAUCCUCUCCCCUCCCUUCCUUCCUUCUUUCCGAAGGUACUCAUCUAAAAAAAAAAAAAAGGAGAACGAAGUGAUUGUUCCUGUUCUCUUUCUUAAGUGAAUUUUAAACACUGUCCCUAGCAGGCUGUGGGACAAACUGCGCAGAUCAGGACACAGAACACAGGGAACGUUACAUUGCAUUAGAAACAUUACAAAUCAGAGGCAGAAGAUCUAAACAUUCCGCGUCUGUAAUCAGUAAGUCCAUUUCCUGCUUUCAGGCUAAUGACAGUGAGGUGAUAAGACUUGUUAAUUAGUGACCAAUAAUAUCUGUUCAUUUGUAAGUUUCAAAUUUUUGAAGAUUUCCUCAAAAAACACAAUAAUUUAAUGGAGUGUGGCAAUAUUUCCAUUAAUGUUUCAGGCGAUAGAUAUAGCUGUUGCUACAUAAAUAUAUCUAUAUGGUGAUAUACAUUUGAAUAGAUUUAUGUAUGUACAUAGAUAGAUAGACAGACAUGCACAUUCUUAGAUCUAUAUACACACACAGAUAUUUGUUUGUGUAUUUUUUGUAUAUGAACACAGUUAAAUGCAAAUAAUUUUGUCAUGUUAAUUUUUUGCUUACAAUGAUGUGUUUUGCUCAUUUAUAGGUACCAGUUUUAUAGAAUUCUACAGGCAGUUUGAAAACAAAGGGUUAAUUGAUGGUUAAUUGCAAUUAGUUAUCUUUCCUUAUUUUAACUGUUUGCAAAUCGUCCGUUAAUGUUUAUUUUAUUUUCCAGUCUUUUUGCAAGAUGAUAAAAUGUUGCAUGUGGGGUAUAUGCGGACGUCUUUAGCUACAAAGAGAAAUAAGGCAGAUGGUUGACAGUGUCUUCCUUUUUUCACAUGUACUAAAACUGUAAUUUGUGGUUACAGAAUAUAAUUAUAUAAUUUAUGUGGCUAUCAACAUGAGACCCUAAUAUCUAUACACAUAUAUACAUAUAACCAUAAAAUAUUCAUUGAAAAUGUAAAUACUUACAUGUCAGUAAUAUAAAACAUUACUUGUGAUUCUAGCUGUUGAUUCAUUACAUGUGAUGCUUUGACAGCUUGUUGGUGGUAUAUACAUAUAAGCACAUAACAUGAAAAAAGCUUUCUGUAGUAUCACACAGGUAAAAGUUAAUUGAUGUUUAGAGACAUUAUAUGCAACAUUCUAUUUCUAAUUCAGGCUCUCACUGGGUGAAUUUCUAAAGUGAAUUCAAAAUGUAAGGCCAGAGUAAUCAAACUGAAAGCAUAGGUGACUUAGUUCAGCUAUUUUGACAUUAGAUUUGAAAUUCUCACAUUAGUGAAUGUCUGUCAGUCUCUGUGUUCGCAGGUAUCUAUUCGGUUUGUGUAGAGCUUGAGAAAUAUCUACACAUAAUGACAACUUACCCAAUGACUGCAUCUCACAGUCAAAUGUUCAAUUAAAAUCAAGGGCAACUGAUUCUUUCAUCCUUCCAAGUCAAUAACAUGAUUGACACUAAGUUACGUAAUUGAAACAUCGAAAUUGCAAAGAGUACUUUAGAACUGGCAAACGCUAAGGGUAACUUUUCUGGUUAAAUAAUUUGAUAUUAUAAUUAAUAUUAUUAAUUAUCACAUGACAGUAACACAUGUAUCGGGUCAGCUGAGUGAUGAGAAAAGUCCUGGUUUCUUAAAUAAAUAAUAAUUUCAGCCUAAUGGUAAUCUGUGACAAUAUGCUUUGGCCUACAAGCCUCUUUGACACUGUUUCUUCAACAUAAAGUAUGUGAAUGAUCUCAUGAUGAUUUAAUAUAGUGGUAAUUUUCAUUAUUGGGUCUGCUGUAUUUUAUGAUUACAAUGGUUAAGUGAUAUUGGUGUCAGUUAAAAUAGUCAAGGUGAUGGUGGUUGUAAAGAAUGGAGACGGCAGUGGGUACAUAAGUUAAGAGGUGAUAUUAAAGGACCACUCUAGGCACCCAGACCACUUCAGCUUAAUGAAGUGGUCUGGGUGCCAGGUCCAGCUAGGGUUAACCCAUUUUUUCAUAAACAUAGCAGUUUCAGAGAAACUGCUAUGUUUAUGAAUGGGUUAAGCCUUCCCCUAAUCCUCUAGUGGCUGUCUCAUUGACAGCCACUAGAGGCGCUUGCGUGCUUCUCACUGUGAUUUUCACAGUGAGAGCACGCAAGCGUCCAUAGGAAAGCAUUAUGAAUGCUUUCCUAUGUGACCGGCUGAAUGCGCGCGCAGCUUUUGCCGCGCGUGCGCAUUCAGCCCCGGAGGAGGAACGGAGGAGGAGAGCUCCCCGCCCAGCGCUGGAAAAAGGUAAGUUUAAACCCCUUUCCCCCUUCCAGAGCCGGGCGGGAGGGGGCCACUGAGGGUGGGGGCACCCUCAGGGCACUAUAGUGCCAGGAAAACGAGUAUGUUUUCCUGGCACUAUAGUGGUCCUUUAAAUUAGUCAAUGUGUAGGUGGGAAUAGAGAUGGUAAAAGAUAGUGUAGGUGAUGAUAUUUCUCAAGAAUGGUUGAAUCAAUGUAGAUGUCGACUCGUACACUGUUAUCUUAUCUGAUUUGAUAUUUGAUGUGUUUACUAUUGGGUUUUCUUCUGGUAUGUAAUUUUACCAAGUUUCACUUAUACAUGUUUCUCCUAAUUGUGAGGUUGGUUAUUGCUGACACUCAAAACUUAAUAAAGAUUGUCAGAAAAAUGGUUGAAUUGAUGAUGAUGAUGAUGAUGAUGUUGUUAAAGAAUAGUGGAAGUAGAGAUGUUGCUAUUAAGGGAUAGUGAAGGUAGAGAUGGUGGGGGUAAAGUAUGGUGGUAGUAGUGAUGAUGGCGAUAAGAGAUGGCAGAGAUAAUGAAAGUAAGGUAUUGUGGAGGUAGGUGGCAGUGGUGUUAGUGAUGAAUAAUGGAGGAGUAAGGAAAAUGGUGGCAAAGUGUGAUAAGGGUAAUAAAUGUAGAAGGUGAAAAUGAAAUAUCACACUCUCUCAGUUUUUCAUUUGAUAUAUGUAUUAAAUUCCGACUUUUUUUUACAAGCACAGUUUGUUUGUUUUUUCAAAUUCAAAAAAGUUGAAAAUGUGCACUCACAUGAGAUGUAUGAUAAUUCUGGCAUAUGUUUGACCACAAAUAAAGCUUACCUAUUACUUACAUACUAUAUACCAAUACCAUACUUAUAUAGACAGCAUUUUCAUAGAACCGAAUGCCCACACAUUCUAAAUUUAGGUCACAAAGUAUAGGAACUAAGAACAAUUGUACAUUUAUUAGAGCAAAUGUAAAUUCCUAAGAAAACACACAAGUUAACAAAAACAUGCAGUACAUCAAAUUAGGGAAAAUGCUAUAUUCGUUUCCCUUUAGUGAAUGUAAGAAAUCAUUCACAGACUUGCUAGUUUCUAAAAUAGUUACAAAGAAUAUAAGUAUCCGGGACACAACCUUAGCAGCCUAUCAGAAAGCCUAUAGGCCAGAAGCAUUCUGGGAAUUUUUGCAUGUAUAUAAAAUAAUAUAUUUAUGACGCGAAAAAGGCUCUCACAAGACAUGGGAUUUCUAGGCCCUACAACUAUUGCUUGCCUGCAUUUCCAAGAAUGAAUAAAAGAGAAUUCUGUGAAAUGUAGUCCUAAAGCCAAAGGACGAAGGUUGUGCAUCCAUGAUACACACAUUUCUAUGCUCCUUUUUUUAAUAUAUUUUUGCUAUAUGAAAAAUCCACUUUAUAUUCAUUUGAUUUUAUCAUUAACAGAGGCUGUGUCACUUGAAAAAAAAAUCCCAAAUCUUUAAACAAAUUAGAACACAGAUCACUCUAAAUAUUGAAAUUAUUUUAAAAAUGUGUUUAUGAAAAUUCUGAUUGAAAACUUGUAUCUGCAAGAAGUAAAAAAGAAAAGGGGUAGUGUAACAAGACCACGGUGUAAACCACGGCACGCACCUCUGUGUUUCACACUGUUCUAUGAAAAGAUACAUAUUUACCAUCUGGAUCAGUGAGUGAAACCACAUUUACAAUCCUGCAGAUUAGACAAAAAAAAAAAAAUUGACAUCCUGUAGAAAAUGUUUUUUUUUUUUUUUUUAAAUCUUCAUUAACAUUAAACAUGAAUUGUAAAGUAUUAUAUAAUUUAUAAAUGCAUUGUUUUGAUCAAGUAUCAGUCAUGGGAACAAAAUGGCGAGUGAACAAAUAGAUAUGAAAUAGAAUCGAGAUCAAACAUUUAAUGUGUAUUUGCCAAGCAUAGUAUGGCAGUUGCAACCACGAUCAUUGUACUUGCAUCAUCUGAUAUUUAUGCGCAUGCAUGGGUAGGUGAAGAUAGUAUUUCAUUCCUCCAAAGCCUUAACUUACUGAGCUAUUUUAUUUACUAAAUUGACGAUUCAAAAUUAAUCUCAAAUUCAAAGUAAUAAUAGCUGAGCUGGAAACAUUCUCGAAGUUAGCUUAAAUUUGCCGUUAAAUGUGAAGUUCCACUUUAAAUCACUUUGAAUUCUCACUUUAGACCUCUAUGGGUCUCAAAGUUCUGCAAUAUGCCUGUUUCAUCUCAGGUAAUAAUAGCCAAUGGCCAGCAGAGGGCCAGAGAAAGUUGGACACCGGUUGGUUCUUUAUGCUGAAAUAAUACUGCUGUCCUGGUUAUUGAUUAUGUACUGCUAAUCAUGAAAUACAGUUCCCAUCAUGCUCAGUCAGCCAUUCAUCAUCUAUAACAAAUUAUGUAAUAUUAUAUUUUAAAAGCCCUUCAAUGUAGCAUGGAAAACAAAUAUAUCAAUUAAUAACUAGUAUACCUAUAUCACUAACCACCCAAGAUUUCUUGCAAUACAUUUUCUUAUUAGAUCCACGUCUUUAAUAUACUAACAAUUUCUACUCUAAAAGGAAGCUCAAACCACUAUGAUCACAACAGCUCGUUGGAGUGGACUGCAUGAACGUCCAAGGAGAUCAACAGUUUCUCAUCCUACUAUGGCUGACAUCGGCAAUCAUUCCAUGGUCAAAGUCACUUCAAUUACAUUUCUCCACAAUUCUAAUGAUUCAUUUCAUUUUAUUUCAACUACAACUGACCCUCUUGACCAUGUCAACACAUGUACUGAGAUAAACACAGCAUCGUAAGAUUACAGCAGACGUGUGUAGGGUUACAUUCACAAUAAAAUCAUAUAUAGACAAAGGAAGUUUUAUUUUUUUUUAUUUUUUUAUUCUUUAUUUUUGUGGUGCAAAUAGUUAACAUGAGCUCGUGCCAUGCCCCAACAGCAGGCACAAGAUUGGUACAAUAAAUGCAUGAACCAGUGAAAGGCAUUGAACGUCAUUGCACACAUUUUUUAAGGUUACAUUGCUAAGUAUAGACAAAGGAAGUUAAUAAUAAUAACAAUAAGGGCAUUCAAGAAACUAUAGUGGGGAAAACAGAACAAAAAGGUGAGAAAAGAGAGAGAGAGAGAUGGAUUGUAGGAUAUAAGAAGCUGGGUAAAAAAUAUAGUAGCGUGAUGGUAACUCAUCAUCUAUGUAGAGGGAUUAACACCUUCUCCCAAACUCUGUCAAAGAAAAGGUAUUGUGGAGUGUAUUGGUUAAAGGCAUAGCAGUAUUGUCAUGAGGAAACAUUACAGAGAGUUAAAAUAUACCGUCCAGCUGUGUUAGGUAAUACAGUAAACAUCAUGAUGGUCUUAAGAGACAAAAUGUGGAUAUUUGUCACAGAUAUGCCCCCAUAAUUUAUAUCCAAGUAGCACAAAGUAGUGAAAAGUUCUAGAAUUCAGAUUAAUUUAUUUGUUCUGAUUUUGGAAUCUGGCAGGGCCGUCCUGAUUUUGGACCUUAGUCCUGUUGUCCAAGGUUUAUUCUCCAGUGUCCCAAAUCUGAUGGCUCAUUUCCGAUACAUAUUCAUCAAGGACUUCUGUAUUUCGAUUAGAUUCCAUCAAAUGAUUACAUGAACCUUGGAUUCUUACUUCCGAGGAACCAUCACUUUGUGUUUCUCAGACAAGCAUCUCAUCUACCUGUGCAAAGCAUCCUUACUCACCCCCUUUCCACUACAUUUUCUAUUUGAAUGUGUUUUUUUUUUUACAUCAUAAUUACAUAAAUGGGAGUAUUACUAGAUUUUACCAUUCUUUACAAUUUUACCAUCUUCUAUGUCAGUUUACAGCCAGCUUAAUAUGGACGGGAUCCAUAAACCCAGCUCCCCGAAAAAAAACAUGCAAUCACUCGUUAAUUUCACACUCUUGUCCAAUUUUUUGUAACUAUUUUAUUUAAAAAUCCUACAUUGCUUGAAUAGUUAAAAUUAAAGUAAAUAUGUUUAAAGGACAGCCCAAUGAAGUGGUCUGGAUGCAAGGUCUCCCAGGUUUUAACCCUGCAGCUCUAAGCAUAGCAGUUUCAGAGAAUCACAUUGAGCAUGCAGAACGUCCAUAGGAAAGCAUUGAGUAAUGCUUUCCUAUGGGCGGUUUGAAUGCGCACGUGGCUCUGGCCGCACAUGCAUAUUCGGCUCCACUUGAGAGCUGACGUCAGAGGGGGAGGAGAGGUCACCAGCGCCGAGGGAGCACAGCGCUAGAUUAAGGUAGGUAGCUGAAGAGGUUUAACCCCUUCAGCCCAGCGGGAGUGGGGCCCUGAGGGUGGCAGGGACCUAAGGACUAUAUAGUGCCAGGAAAACGAGUUUGUUUUCCUUGCACUAUAGUGGUCCUUUAAUGUUGCUUUAGUAUUUUUUUAUUUUCUUUAUAUUGUAAUAACUGCAUUCUACUUGUCUUAAUAUUUUUUAUAGUUCUUUUUGUAAUAACCCUUCCUUGUACAUUUUUUUUUUAUAAUUUUUAUUUUUGUUCUGCAUUAAUACAGCAUCUUUGUACCCUUUUUGAAAUUCUAAUUAUUGUUUUUUAAAAUUGAGGCUUAAUAUAAAAAAUCUAUUUGAUCCGAGCAAUUUCUUAAAUACUUCGGAUGUUGGUCAACCAGUAUUGUUGGUGGCAACUAUCAACGUCAAUAAAACUAAUGAGGCCUACUUGUUAUUAGUAAUAUAAAUGUAUAAGAAAUUAAUAUGACAUUUACUACUUACUGUAGUACCCCAGUCAUUUAUAUUUAAAAAUAUAAAAAACAUGUUAAAAUCUUUAAAAGAUCCCCUCUAUAUAAUAAAAAUAUCAUCAACGUAUCUUUUAUAGAAGACAAUAUUCACGGCAAUCACAACUCUGGUGGAUAAAAACAAUUUUUUCCAAUAGGACAUUAAUAAAUUGGAGAAUCUCCUGAGGAAGUCGGUUUCCCCGACGAAACGAGUAGAGCCCAGCUGCUACUUUGGACCCUUCAAGUUUUGGUUAUAACAGUUUGAUUUUUGUGUAUAUGCACUGUUUAUGCACUUAUUUAUUGGCAUUUUCCCUGACUGGCACUUUGUAUCUUUAGGAUUGAGAUCCCUGUGUUACAGGUACUUGUGCCAUUUACUAUAUCCCUGUGAUCAGGGAGAGCAUUAAUUAAUUUUAGUGACCUAAUAGUCACUGUUUGAUUGCAUUGUGCACUUUAUAUAAUGCUAUCAGCUGCUAACCAUAGGGGUCUGUUUUUAAGCCAAUAAGGCUAUCUUUUGAAUUUUUCUUGUACUUUUGUCCUUUACAAUAAAUUGUUUUUCAGUUUUACUAUCUACUCUCUGGCUAUAAUUGUUUUAUAUUGUUUUGAGACAAGCUGGUAAAUUAAAUAUACACUAUGAUAGUGGCGCCCUGAAUUCUGUUAUUGAUUUAUCUCUAACUAUAUUGAUUAUUGUUAAUACUUGCCUUGCUUUUGCUGUUGUGGCAUAGUGAGAAUGCCUGUUACUCUCAUGCAUGUCAAAUAUAAAGAAUUUUAAAAAUAUAUAUUUUUUUUUUUAAAUGCAAUUGAUGCCCCAAAACAACGAGCCUACCUGGAGGAUUGAGACACUUUUGUGGAGUUUAGGUAAAACAUAAAUGACUGGGAUUCUAUAGUUUUCUACAUAUUAAGAUAAAUAUUCAUCUUAUAGUUAUUUCCAAACUAUAAUUAAAAAAAAAAAACACAUAUUUUCAACAUCACAUGUAGGAUUUUUAUUUAUUUUUUAUAUGUAUCAUUAUUCGGUAAUUGUCUAUCUAUUUCUUGUAUAUAUUUCUCUCUGUCUAAAAUAACAACUCCAACUCGUUCAUCUACCGGUCCGGUUUAUUUUUUGAUUAUUGAAGGAUCUUUUCUUAAAAGUUCUAAAGCUUUUCUCUCUUUAAAAGACAGAUUGUAUUUUUAUUUGGACAUUGUUUUAAUUUUAUCAAUUUCUUACAGACAUGUCUUUUUAAAAAAAAAAAUCUUAAAAACCCUUGGUUAAAACUCAUAUUUGUGUAGAGGACAGAUUAUUUUUAGAUAAAUUAAAAAUCUUUAUAUCAUUGUUUUCUUUUUUCUCUUUUUUAUGUAUAAUUCUCCCUCACCUUGUUCCAACGUUUUGUGUCUUUUGAAUGGUGUUGGUACUACUCUUUUCCUCCACCAAAAAAAGACCCUCCAAAUAAAACCUAUUCUCCUCCAUUGAGACGUUCAAAGCGUUUUUUGAGGGUAAUUUAAAACAAUCGAUGGUACAUGUUCCAAAAAUCUCCUCCCUGUGUUUUGUACUUAAAGUCCUACUCUUCUCUUGGCAUUUCUUUGGGGUGUUGGGGUUGUUUCUUGGUCUCAUAUAAUCAUUGGAGCAUUUUUGAGUUUCAUAAUCUCGAUUUGUGUUUGGGCUGAAGGGGUUAAAACACUUACCUUUCUCCAGUGCCGGGCUCCCUCGACGCUGGGGAACUCUCCUCCUCCUGCCGACGUCAGGCGCAUUCAAACCGCCCAUAGGAAAGCAUUACUCAAUGCUUUCCUAUGGACGUCCAGCGUCUUCUCACUGUGAUUUUCACAGUGAGAAUCACGGAAGCGGCCUCUAGUGGCUGUCAUUGAGACAGCCACUAGAGGCUGGAUUAACCCUCAGUGUAAACAUAGCAGUUUAGCAUUGUGCUAAAUUUGGUAUUUUAUUUCAUGUAAUUUUAUUCGAUUAAAUUAUAUUUAUUUUUAUUUUGAUCCUGGCUAUUUCUUUCCAAUAUACAGAAUCAUACAUGUUUCAGUGGACCUCCAGUCCAGCCAUAGAUCUAUGGAUAUGGACAGAGGCAUAACUAGAAACCACGGGGCCUCUGUGUAAAAAUUGCCCUGGAGGCUCCCCCAUACAUCUCAUUCCCCCCACGUCCCCAGCCCCUCCAUGUGUCGCAUGUUUGUUUAAAAUAAUACUGCAUGCCUUCAUAACUUACAAGUGUCCAUUAAAGAUGUGGCUUCCAAAUCCAUCUUCUGAUUUUGCCUGGAGUAUCUGAGUGACUAUUUUUAUUCUACAAUAUCUGGUCUCAAAUAUAGAGGGUCUAUCCCACAUUACCUCUGGAAAUCAGCACCAUUAAUUGAAGCAGAGUUGUCCCUUUCUGAGAAGGCCCUACCCAGACGGUUAGUUAAUCCAGCCUUGAUAGCUCCUCAGGACAGUUAUUUUUCCCUAUUAAUUAUUUUCUGGGAACCAUUCUGUGUCCUUACCCAGGCCUUACUGUCCUACAUAGUUCUUUUAUAUAGUUCAGCUAAGCAAUACCACCAGAGGACUAGACUCAUCUUGAUUACUGUAAUCCACUGAAUCUCAUCCAGACACAGUUAGAACUGAUCUAAUACUCAAGGGGAGUACGAAUACUCAUUCGGAAAUGGGUUUGACUACUUAUCAUGGUAUGUCGCCAGGGGGCUCCUGGCUUCUUAACCAUUAUAGUGGUCUGUAAUUAUUUUGGUGUCCAGACUGCCCUUUUAAAGUGAAUUUAAAAUUUCAUGCCUAUGAAUAAUUGUUUUGUUGAUACUGAUUAACUAAAUAAGAAUAAGUUAACAAAAAUUUAAAAAAAUAAUACCUUUAUUAGUUAACAGAAAAGGAAAUUGUGCAAGCUUUCAGGACACUAAAGGAAUACUAAAGAGUUAGGAAUACAAUACAAACCUGUCUCCAGUUAUCUAGGUCCACCCCCAAUGUGUGCCUUAAAAAAUAAAUAAAAAUUUUUAAUGUUUACUUACAUUUUUCCAGCACCGAGGCUCCUACUGUACUGCUCACCUCUCAGGCCCUGCAUCAUCACAGAGCCAUCGUUGGUCCUAUAGUUGCUGUCAUACUGAGCUGGACUUAACCUUCCAAUGUAAACAUGGUUUUCAUUGCAUGGUUAGGAGGUCAGGACAACUGCACCCAGACCACUUCAACGAGAUAAAAAAUCUCAAAAAUGAAAUCACAGCUGAAUUUAGGCCUAAAAUUAAACAUUUGCUUUUAAUUUCUGACCUUUCACGUUCUGGUGAAUAAUGCCUGAAAAAUGUUAAAAGAUUAUAUUAGAAAUGUUUAAGCUCAAUAUCAGCAGAGACAUUUUUACACGCAAUUAAUAAAUUGCAUAUUUUGUAAAAUUUAUUUCAAAUUAAUGAAAAAACGCUAAAAAGUAGCACCAGUAACACAAGCAAACAGAAUAAAGUAACACAGGCCGUUAGUCUGGAACGACUCUUUGUUUUACAGCUGGCAGAAACGAAUAGGAAUCCAGGAAAUAUGAGAUGAGCAACAGGAAAUGAAAGUUACAUUAAGUUCUUUUAAAAGGAAACAUUUUAAUAGGAAUGAGGAAUGACGCAUAUCGGAGAUAAAAUCUUAUCCCACUUAACAAAAUACUAUAACUAUCAAAACGGAAUGGAGCCAAUGUAAAAAAAAAACAAAAAAAAACACCAUAUAUUUAUGAAAAUUUAUUUUGGUACAAAAGAACACCUACUUUUUCAAGUCAUGUUAAUAUUUCAGUUUUAAUAUAUUAUUUAUAUUGAGAAAUAUCAAUAUUUAUUUUAUUGAGAAGUUUAUCAUUUUUAAACUCAAACAAGAUCAAUGUUUAAGUUUUUGUUGACUAACCUCCGCUACCCCCCUCAUUUGCCCAAGCAGACACCAUUUUACUUGGCACUGGGCUCAGAAACACAACUCGAUUUACUAAACCCAAGUUGGUAGUGAGUUUUCUUUGAGUUGAGCUACAGAGUACAAUUUAAAAAUGGCUUUGGGAUAUAUUUGCUCAUAACUGAGUUGAUAAUUCUUGGGUUUAGUAAAAAUUCGCCGUUUUCAAAAAUUUGCAGUUUUGUCCCCAUGAAUGGCCACUUUUUGGAUAUACUAAUCAAAACUCAAUAUUUAGUUUUAAAAAAAGCCAAAAAACAAUCUUUCCUGUAUGCUCACAAUGCUAUUCUUUUUACUUUAUAACAGAUCUCUCUAAUAGGACAUGGAAUACCAAAUACACAAAUGUGAACUGUUCUGAGAUACAGGUAGACAGAUUAGAUCAUUGUAGGUUUAGAAUCUAGAUAACCCACAUGGUGAGCCUACGGUACUGGCAACAACUUUCAAAGCUGUUGCCAGUAGUUUAGCAUAAUUUUUUUUAGGAACUACAAUUGCCGUACAACUCCUUUUGCAUAUAUUUAUAUCGUUCUUUUUGUGGAGCAGAAUUUUAAGUUUAUAAAAUGAUGAGAACAGAUAUACACUGAUAGAAAUAGCUUGGUUCUUAUUGCUAGGUGUAUUCUUUUGCAAAUAGGUACAAUCCCACCCAAAAGCAGGUCGGAUGACCUGACCAUGUCCUCAGAUAUAUUUCAGACAUCAAGAGGUACAAACUUAGCCUAAUUACAGGCAAAAAGCGUGUUUGCACAAUUGACGAUUUUUAAUUGUGCCAAUAUUUUUGUGAGUGUUCAUUUUAUUGGCUUUUUAUUUACUAUUGUUAUUAAAUGAUUGCACUAUGAUUCUCUUUAUAUGUUUCUUUUCUAUGUUAGGGUCAGUUCCCUUAUGAAGUGGUAACUAUACUUCACAUUCGUGAUUGUGGCGUCCUGCAUUGUAUUUUAACUUUGUGUUUUAUACAGUUUUUGGAUGUAUAUUUAGGAGGGAUUUUAGGGAGCGUUACCAUUAUCGGUGGCUUGCCUGCACAUUUUCACCUUAACACCCCACUAACCCAUCUUUGGAUCUGUCCUCAAUAUAUGAAUGAGUAAAUAUAAAAACAGGUGGAGUCUAAACCACAAGCCGCUACCCAAGACACAAACGUGAGAUUUGCCAAUAAGCAAAUCUUUACUGGAGAGCAUCGUUUUUUAUGUUUAUGGUCCAUUUUAAAGUGCAUUUAACCAGACAUGACUGUAGGCAAAGUGAGGUCCACUGCAGUGUUCUACUCUGAAAGGGACACUCCAUGUGAAUUCGCUAUGGGUUUCCCAAAGUUCACACUUUAGUAAAUAACACUAUUUGAUUUAUUCACCAGACAUUUAAUUGUAAAGAAUUAAAAAUAAAAUUGCAAAAAAAAAUUAAAGAAGUAACUAUAGCUGAACCAAGAUUUUUUCCAAUACAGCUAUUGUUCCCUAUAUUCUACAAUUCACUUGUCAAUUCUCUGCAAUUCUGAGUUUAGUGAAUAUGCCCCAAGGAGUGUUACAAGACAUCUGCAUUAACAGGCAUAUAAACAAUUACAUCAACUUUUACGAAAAGCAAUAUUUUAUAGUGUAUAGUCAUAGUUUCAAUAGACUUAAUAUGUUACACAAACAUACACAUUCUCACAACACUCAACACAAAAUUAACAUUCAUCUGUUUUAUUUAUAGGGUAAUUCACUAAACACUGGAUUUUGUCCAAAUGUACAAAAUACAGUGAAAAUUACCGAAUUCUGACUGCAUUCAAGCCACCGAAUUGCUAAAACCAAAUGUGGCCAGGAUUUAGUCUGUCCCAUGGAUUCUGUAAUCAUUUAGAUCCGCAACCAAAAACAAUUUAAAGCACAGGAAUCAGAAAUUUAUCAACUACCACGUUAGCUGAAGAUAAACCGAAUGCAAUCAGCUGGAUGCAUGUUUGAAAAUUAUCAUUUACUUGCUUUUUGUAGGUAAAUUGAUUAUUGUGCAAAGCACGAGGAUGUCCAAUAUUGUAUCAUGUUAGAGUCCAGCAGGUGCCUCUAGUGGAUGUCUGGAAGAGAGGGACUAGAGGUUGUCUUAAACCUUGUAAUGUAAACAUUUCUCUGAAACUGCAAUGUUUUACAUUGCAGGGUUAAGAGGUCAGCGCACUGCACCCAGACCAAUUCAAUGAGAUGGAGCGGUCUGAGUGCCAAUAAUGUCCAUUUAAACCUAUGAAUACAACAAUGUGCUAUAAAAAUGAAUGUAUCACUAUUUAUCUAAUGAAGAUAUGUAUCUCUUCCAGGUGGACAAUGCAGAAAGAUACUUUGUGCUUCAACCCAGAUGUAA